CAGGGGCGGACUGACCAUUUGGAAACUCGGGCACUGCCCGAGGGCCUGGGGUCAGUAGGGGGCCCUAUGAGAUGCCCCUGGUACCUUUUUCAUAGGCUUUUUUGAGUUUGGGCAAGGACACAGGGGCCCCAUGAUCCCCUAUUGCCCGGGGGCCCCAUGAGUUGUCAGUCUGCCCCUGCACCUAAAUUUGACUUAGUACUAGCCUCUUGCAAUCCUUGUACAGCAGAGCUUAGACCAGAAGAGGAAGAAGCAGCACAAGAAGCCACUGUC
Molecule: messenger RNA, 270 nt
Organism: Staurois parvus
Lineage: Eukaryota; Metazoa; Chordata; Amphibia; Anura; Ranidae
Source: the annotation of a GenBank genome assembly